Pieris macdunnoughi is the source of this 1632-nucleotide messenger RNA. NCBI's taxonomy places the organism in Eukaryota, Metazoa, Arthropoda, Insecta, Lepidoptera, Pieridae. The record is from the annotation of a GenBank genome assembly.
AUGAGUAGCAAGUCACGUGCGUGGGAAUUCUUCAAAAAGACUAAUGAAAAGUUUGCAAAGUGUUCUUUGUGUAAAAGAGAGUAUAAACUAAGUGGAAAUACUACGAACUUGAUUGAUCAUAUGAAGAGAAAACAUAAUGAGGUAUGGUCAUCCAAUGUUUCUGUUACUCAAGACGUAGAUACCACUGAGCAAAAUGAGCAAAUGGGCCCAACCCCUAAAAAGAGAAAUACGUUAAAAAAUUAUUAUGAUAGAAGUAGUAAAUAUCCAGAUGGGAAAACAAAGAAAAAUUUGGAUAACAAAUACGUGCGCAUGAUUGCUGUUGACAUGGAACCUCUGCGAAAAGGAGAACAUGAAGGAUUUCGGGACUUUGUAAAUGCUCUCGAUAGUAGAUAUGAAAUUCCUGAUACAACAAAAUUGAAGAAGAAAUUGCUGCCGGAAUAUUAUGAAAACGUGAAACAGGAGCUCGUCAUAGCAUUAUCGAAAGCAGAACAUGUUAGUGUGACUACUGAUUUAUGGACAUCAAUUGCAAAUGAAGGCAUCCUUUCAGUUACUUGUCAUUUCUUUCACAACGAAAAAUUAAUUGCACCAUUAUUGGAAGUCGUGAUGAUGGAAGGAAGUCACAACGCAGAAAAUAUAGCCAGUGUGUUGGAUGCUACUCUUUCAAAAUGGGGUGUCAGGUCAAAAUGUGAAGCAAUAACAACUGAUAACGCUCAAACCAUGAUUAACGCCGCAGUUAAACUGCACCUGCGACAUAUACCCUGCUUCGCACACACACUUAACCUGACGGUGACUGAUUCGUUUGCUGUGACCUGCUUAGACCAGAUUCUGAAAAAAUGUAAAUUGAUUGUGACAUUUUUCAAGAUGAGUACUCUAGCUAGCGAUAAAUUACGAGCUAUUCAACGUGAAUUAAAUAAAGCAGAACUGAGAGUGAUCCAGGAAGUGCCUACCCGCUGGAACAGUGCAUAUCACAUGCUGCAGAGACUUGUUACAAUGAAGACAGAAUUAACUCUCGCACUUAAUGAAUGUAAUCGGGCUCCACCAGGAGUCAAUGCUGACGAAUACCUAAUUAUUCAAGAAACAAUUCAGAUUCUGGAACCUUUCGAUCUAGCUACGACAAAAAUUUCCGGAGAAAGCUAUAUAACAUUGUCACUGGUAAUACGAUUGAUUCGUGGAAUAAAAACGAAAUUGGCAGAAGUUGAAUCUCAAAUUGUUACUGAAAGCGGAAAGAAAAUAUUACUCUGCGUGAAGGCAUCAGUUGACAAAAGACUAAGUCCGUAUGAAAACAGGACACCUGUUGUACUGGCUACAAUAUUGGACCCCCGAUUUAAGAAGAAGGGGUUCAAAACAAGUGACGAAGAGAAGCGAGCUGUUCAGUGGCUAGAAAAGGCCUAUGCUAGCCAUUUAUCUAAAGAACGCUUGGCUGAAGAAACGCAACAACCAACACCAUCCACGUCUUCAGGAACACCUGGUGACCUGUUGGAGUUCCUAGACGUUCCAGACGUAUCGACCCCUUUAAGUAACUCAUUGUUAGAUGUCAGGCAAUAUCUGGAGAAGCCAAGGACACUUCGAUACCGCGUUCUAUUGACCAAGUGGUGCCAUCUAUGGAUCAGAAUUGGUACUACAGAAGUCUAA